GCACACACACGCACACACACGCACACACACACACACACACACACACGACCUGAGAACCUGUAGCAGCGUGGUCGGCUGCGUGGAGAGAAAAGUUGCGUGGGUCAAAGUCCAUCAGUGGACUAUUUGAAGACAUGCAGCAAACAUGGCCGCGGUAGCUGCGAGGGAACUUCCGUCCGAAAGUGACUUUCUGGAGGUUCUGGUGCGGGAUCGCUGGCACAAAGUUUGGGCGCACUUGAACGAGGAGGCGCUGACGUUAAGCUGCGACGGGAACGACACCAAUGGCGUCACCGUCAACGGAUCCUACCUCGACAACAACAACUCCAACAACGGUCCGACAAGUGCGUGUGCCGUACACCUGGACCAGCAGGAGCCGGUACCGGAGACCAUCGCGAACAGGAAGCGCUACGUCAAGGUGACCAAGCAGGACGUCGGCGGACUGGGGAUCAGUAUCAAAGGAGGCAGGGAGAACAAGAUGCCGAUACUGAUCAGUAAGAUCUUCAAAGGGCUGGCCGCCGACCAGACCCAGGCGCUGUACGUCGGAGACGCCAUCCUGUCCGUCGGCGGUGUCAACCUGAGGGACGCGACCCACGACGAGGCAGUGCAGGCGCUCAAACGGGCCGGGAAAGACGUGACUCUGGAAGUCAAGUACAUGCGAGAGGCAACGCCGUACGUCAAAAAGGGUUCACCAGUGUCAGAAAUCGGAUGGGAAACGCCCCCACCAGAGUCCCCACGUUUCAGCAGCACCCCCAUCAUCUCUCCGCCCGCCUCCCCCUCAGCUCAGAGCUCUCCUCUUCAGCCGCCCCUGUCCCUGCAGGGCGACCGGCGAUGCUUUCCGCUCAGGAUGUGUUACGUAACCCGAGCCAUGACCACAGCAGACCCAGACAACAGACAAGUGGAGCUACACUCCCCUGAUGCCAGACAUACUGUGGUGCUGCGCUGUCCAGACCAACCAUCUGCCCUCACUUGGUUCUCCGCCAUGCAUGCUGUCACAUCCACACUGGCCCAGCGGGCACUGGCUGAGGUCAUCCAUCACAAAACGAGGUCAGGGGUUGCUGGCAGCAAAGAGAUAAGACAUCUGGGAUGGCUAGCUGGGAAGCAAAGUGAGAGUGAGAAGCAGUGCUGGAAGCCUGUGUUGGUGGUGAUGACAGAGAAAGACCUGCUGCUCUACGACAGCCUGCCACCAAGCACUGAAGCCUGGCAGAGCCCAGCACACACGUAUCCACUUCUCGCCACGCGUCUGGUGCACUCCGGACCAGACAGAGGUUCUCCUUUCUCGGGCACCGAGCUCUUCUUUGCCACUCGGACCGGCACACGUCUCGGCAUAGAGACUCAUCUUUUCCGAGCCGAAACCAGCAAGGAUUUAUCGCUGUGGAGUCGACGAAUAGUCAACGGAUGUCACUCUUCAGCUGAGAUGAUCAAAGAAGUCAGUACCAGUUGCCUUUACCUGGGCCAGGAGUGCCGCCUGGUGAUCCACUAUGAACACGGCAUCUCUGUCCAAGAUGGUGAGAGCGGGAGGGAGGCGGGAUCUCACACACCUACCGAAAACCGAGCGCUCUUGUCCUACCCCUAUGAAAAACUGAGGAUGUCGUCAGACGAUGGAGUUCGGAUGAUAUCCCUUGACUUUGGAGGAAAAGAGGGGGAGAUCCAACUGGACCUGCACUCAUGUCCAAAGCCAAUCGUCUUCAUCCUCCACUCCUUCCUCUCAGCUAAGAUCUCCCGACUGGGCUUAGUGGCCUGACUGCAACCCCAAACAACUGGGCUUAGUGGCCUGACUGCAACUCCAAACGGAUGUUGGACGUCCGCAUCUGUUCAGUUCGACCCCUCUAAGUCUGAGACCCAGGCUGAAUGUAGCAGCUUUCUCUUCUGAAACCACCAGUCAAGAUAACAACCAGAUAUUUGCUACAAACUGGACAAUAAAGUGACGAAUGUACACAACAACUAGGCAUUACUGACAUUCACAACAAAGAUUCACUGUAAUUUCACUUGAUGAUUCCUUUCUUUCCGUUAAUUUAUUCACUAUCAUCUCUGUGAGAACACUAGUAUGUAAAAACUAUUGUUAGCAAUGUUAGCAUCAACCACACUGGCUCUGAUUAUACGACAACAAAAUGCAAAUCCACAUUAAGUAAUUUCUUCAAAAUCAUUCUGAAACCAUUUGUGCUAUUACAAUAUUAAGUCUAAUUAUAUUUUUGUAGCUUUAACUACUGGCUAGUAUUAGCUAGCUAAUGACCACAAGAACACAUUAGCAACUCAGAAAGCUUGUAUGCUCAAUCCAGCUGUACAGUAAUGAUUAAAAACAGUAUAUAUGUUUAAGACUAAGACUAUUUCACCCAGAUUACAAGCACAACUGACUAAUAUUUGUAUAGCGUUACAGUUUCUGCAAUAAACCGAUAUGUUGCUAAGCUAAGCCAAUGCUAAGGACUUUGGCCCUUUUGUAGCACUUCAUUAUCUAUAAAGGUCAUACAUUUCAAAUGAUCAUUUGAAAAGUUUAUAAUUAAUGAUUUAACUGUUUCUGACCAUGAACUCUAUUUUUCACCUGGAAAAGAGACCCUACCCUUUAGCUAAUCGUUGUCACUACUAAUAAACAGUGGAACCUCCAACGUCAAACAGAAUCAAAUUAUUUGAUUGUCAAACCUUUUUGUCCCAUAGGAAAUACCUCAUUCAAGGCUCAAAUGGUCAACAUAAUGAAAUAUUGAUUUAUUGUUCGUUUGAACUUUUCUUGACUAACAGGUUUAAAGAUAAUUCAACUACUGCAAAGUCAUUCUGAAAUAAAGUGCUUACCCUAUUGAAGACAAGACAUGUACUGCAGAGGUAACAGGAAGGGGUUUGCAGUGUGAUUCCUACACCUGGUGGUGUUUUCUAGGUACUGCUGAAUUGAAUGGGUGUCUGUAAGUCAGCUCAAAAACAGGUACCGUAUCACGCUGAUUCAUCAGUAUGUGCGGUAGAAGAAAUCCAUCCUCAACAUGGCAUGAGCAUAUAAAUAUGGGUAUGUAAUUGACAUAUCAAUAAUUGAAUCACUCCUACAACUCAAUCAUUUGUCACAUGUCUGCUUUUUAUGGUUCAAGUUAAAGUACCACUGAUAGUCACACACACACUAGGUGUGGUGAAAUUAUUCUCUGCAUUUGACCCAUCCCCUUGAUCACCCCCUGGGAGGUGAGGGGAGCAGUGAGCAGCAGCUGUGGCCGUGCUAGGGUAUCCUUUUGGUGAUUUAACUCCCAAUUCCAACCCUUGAUGCUGAGUGCCAAGCAGGGAGGUAAUGGGUCCCAUUUUUUAUAGUCUUUGGUAUUGUGAUCACAUUUGUCCUUUUGACCAUCACCUGUACCCUUUUGUGGUGGCGUCAUAAAAAAUACAAAAACCAAAGAAUAAGCCUAACACACUUGUUGCAUUAUUCCUUACUAUAUUUCCAUCAACUCAUAGUAAAGCUGAGGAACGCGGAAGCCACAUUGGAUGUUUCUCUUAAGCUUACAAUAAUAUGCUUUUUGACAAUUUUAUGAGAUACUGAAUUUGUUAUUGUUUUUUUAUUAUUUGUAAGUUACACAAUAUUUCACUGUGUAGUAAUGAGUUUCACUUUCUAGAUUGAACUACUAAAAGAAAUUCUCUUUAAAGAUGUUCAAAUGUAUUUGUAUUUGUUAGUAGUGUCCCGAUUCAAUACUGAUAUCGGAUAUUAGUACAAGCAGUCCUGCAGCACGUUUACUUGUGCAAAACUGGACAACCAGUUACCAUCUAAAUGUCCUCCAAUAAGCACACAAGGUUGGUCUUUUUGUACCUUAGUCAUGUCAUUUACAAAAGGUAAACAUGGUAGACUUGCGGCUACUAGGAGCUACACAACAGUUAAACAUACAGUACGUAACAACUGUCCUUAAUUUAAUAACAAUGACAUUUGACAAUAUAAACCAGUAUCAAAUACUUAGGUAUGUAUAUUACUUACACAUACAAAGUCUCCAAGGCAGAAGCGUACAAGAAUGUAUCCAGUAACAAACGUGUCUGCAUCAUUCAAUUUACUCCAUUGUGACCUUAACUUAUUGAAUUAUUGUGGCCACUAAAUAGAGAGAAACAUUUUUUGCAAGUUUACAGAAGUAUAUAUGUUGUAAAUUGUAAAUAUUAGUUGUUGUUCUCUUAGUAUUUUCACUUGAUCAAACCUUUUCUAACA
Molecule: messenger RNA, 4147 nt
Organism: Entelurus aequoreus (snake pipefish)
Lineage: Eukaryota; Metazoa; Chordata; Actinopteri; Syngnathiformes; Syngnathidae
Gene: sntb1
Product: syntrophin, basic 1
Exons: 8
Coding region: 143-1738 (531 amino acids)
Cellular component (GO): intracellular anatomical structure; dystrophin-associated glycoprotein complex; synapse
Molecular function (GO): protein binding; structural molecule activity
Source: RefSeq, a predicted model, not a curated record